AUGCGUACGCAAUACAAAUACACCGGUUCCGCGGCACCUUUGAAAACUUGGUGUCCGUAUCUAUUCAACCCAAUGGGUCACGUACUUGCAACUUACAGGGACCCAAAGUCCAUGCCUGAUAUUUUUACCGGACCAGUGUUCAAUCCAUUGGAUGGAUUUCCAGAAGGACGUAAACGCAGGCAGUUUAUACUAACCGAGGAGGAAAUGAUGGCUGCAGGAUUAAAAUCUCAUGAGCGGGACUAUUGUGCCCACAUUCUGGUCGCCUUCAGAAAAUGUCAAAGGGAGCAUGUAGUUCCAGCUUUUUAUUGCUCUGAUUUAAGACAUAUGUACUUGAAUUGUCAUGAGGAAGAUCGACUACUUCGAAUGAAGGAAUAUGAACGAGAACGUCGACUAUUACAGAAGCGAGCAUCAGUUUCAGAAUAG
This is a messenger RNA of Trichobilharzia regenti, 423 nucleotides long. The record is from the annotation of a GenBank genome assembly. NCBI's taxonomy places the organism in Eukaryota, Metazoa, Platyhelminthes, Trematoda, Strigeidida, Schistosomatidae.